Messenger RNA from Linepithema humile (Argentine ant), 648 nucleotides. The record is from RefSeq and is a predicted model, not a curated record. Lineage: Eukaryota; Metazoa; Arthropoda; Insecta; Hymenoptera; Formicidae.
AUGCGUCGGGCUCUGGCCGACAGGGGGUUCCCGGACUACUUGCGGAGAGUGCUUGACGAUUACUUAGCUCAGCGUACGAUAGUCUACCCAACGAUUGACAGGACAAGCGUCGGAAGAAGAGAGGUCCAGGCGGGAGUUCCACAGGAAUCCGUCCUGGGUCCUCUCUUGUGGAAUGUCACCUUUGACGAUGUCCUAAGGAGGGAAACGGAAGACGGGUGCUGGGUUACCUGCUAUGCCGACGACACGUUGGUCAUUGCUACCGCGGAGUCUGUCCAGGAGGUCCGCAGGCGCGCAUGCGUCCAGGUCUCCAGGGUCCUGCGCGCCAUCCGCAGUCUGGGCCUUACUGUGGCUAUCCCGAAAACAGAGGCGGUACUUUUCCACCGUCCGGGGCGAGCCCCGGCUGUACCACCCAGAGUUUGGGUGGGGGACAGGGCGAUUGAGACCCGAGCGUCGAUGACUUAUUUAGGAGUGAAGCUCGACAGCGAGUGGUCCUUUCGGCCCCACUUUGAGUACGUGGAGGAGAAGGCGAGCCGGGUGGCGAGGUCCCUGGCACGACUCAUGCCGAAUCUCCGAGGCCCGGGAGAGGAUAGGCGGAGGCUGUAUGCGCACGUCCUACACUCCGUUGUAUUGUACGGAGCGCCGGUAUGA